AGUACAUGUCCUGUUGGACGCUGCCGACCUGAUCUGGUAUCCAGUAUGUUUGGAGUGGUUGCUAUAGGCAACAGUGUACCUGCAGCAGAGGACGGUGUGGUUUACCUGUAAACGGAGACGAGGAGGACGGAUGAGGAGGACGGACGCUGGACUCAGAGCUGAGGCGACUCAGAGCGGCUUCAGCAGAACGACGACAGGAAGGAAGUCACCAUCCUGCAAAUCCCAACAAACGUGAGGAUGGCGUUAGCCAGCGGUCACUGGCUGGAGAGAGAGACGAGGGGAGAAGCUCCAGGUCCCAGGUAUGGACACGCUGUGUCUGUGGCGGGAAGCGUCGCCUUUCUGUUCGGAGGAGCCUCCGACCUCAACCACGAGAUCGAACCUGUUUACUUCAACGACUUCUACAUGUUGACAGUGUCUCCGGACGACGUGACGUGGGAGGAGAUUCCUCAGAGCGGAGACGUCCCCGCGGCCAGAGAAGGACACGCCCUCUGUGUGGUGAAAGGCAAGUUGUACCUGUUUGGUGGCGUGUGCCGCCCCGACGCCACCGAGUGUCUCCCAGGAGUCUACAGCUUCGACAUCGUGUCCCUCACCUGGGAUCGCCUAGCAACCGGGGGCGUGGCCCCCAGAACGCUCGGACACAGCUCUGUCGCCGUGGGAGACAACAUCUACGUGUACGGAGGGAACCUGGGAGGAAGUCCGACCGACGACCUCCUGGUCUUCAGCACGGUGUCUCUCUCCUGGACGCCGGUUAAAACCAGUGGAUCGCUGCCUCCGGCCCUGUGUGGUCAGAGUUUCGCUCUGGUCGGCGAGCAGGCGUUCAUGUUCGGAGGUCAGGGAGCAGACGGACACUUCUGUAAAGAUCUUCACGUCCUCAACACAGGGAACCUGCUGUGGCAGAAGUGGGAGGUGAAGGGAGAAUCGCCCGCGGCCUGUAGCGGACAGACGCUGAGCGCACACCAUGAUAAGGACGUCUACUUGUUUGGCGGCAGAGGCAGAGACGAGGACGGCACAGAGACGUCAUCCAAUGAAAUCCACAAACUCAGUAUUGCCAAGAUGAAGUGGAAGGUUCCGCUGUACGUCGGGCUUCCUCCGGCUCGUCGACACGGACACACGGCCUUCAUCCUCCACAGUCACCUGUAUGUGUUCGGAGGGAAGAAUGAGGAGCAGGAGUUUAAUGACCUGAAGGUGAUGAAGCUCAUCAACCCCUCCGAGAGACAACCAGUGAUGAAGGAGAUCCUGUCAGAGUUUGGUCUGCAGGGAGUCAGCCACAGCUUCGCCCCCACAAAGGUUCCCAACGUCCGCUACGAGCUGAGCGAGGCGGCCUCGGCUCCGCGCGGCCGGAGCGGGAACACCGCGGCUGACGCUCAGGUGUUUGUCCACAGAGACUUCGGUGCAGUCCGAGAUGAGGCCAUGAAGAGGAUCCAGGCAGCGUUCGCUCUGCUGGACCAGGAGUUCCACAAACUGGAUCGAGAGAAGUCAGAGUUGUCUAAAGCUGCUGCUGCUCUGCAAAGAGAGAAGGAAGCUCACGAGGUCCACAGACAACAGCAGCAACAGGAGCUGCAGGAGAUGCUGGACAGACAUCGCUCUCAGAACGAGGCCUGGCUCCGAGCCCGGGCUGAGGAGAACGACCGGGAGAGGAGGGAGCUCUGCAGACUCCGAGAGGAGGUGCUGCAGGAGCAGGAGAGGCUGAAGGACGAGCAGAGCAGCGUCCAGAAACGCAGCGAGCAUCUGCUGUCCAUCAUGCAGCAGUUCAAAGGAAUGUGAGAUAGAUCGAUAGAUGGAUAUAUAAUAGAUCGAUAGAUAAUAGAUAGAUAGAUAAUAGAUAGAUGGAUAUAUAAUAGAUAGAUAGAUCGAUGAGGAUGAUAAACCUUCAAUAAAAAUAUGCUGAAGGAACAUUAAAGUUUUCUAUCUUGUACUGUUGCGUGUACACCGACAGCUCAGAUUAAGUGAAUCAGAAAUUCCCCUUCCCGGAAAUGGAAUCAGAGGUGGGCCACCAUAAAGUGUCCCCUGUCGGUCGCUCCGUUGGUUUGUGGUUUGCGACUUUACCAGCAGAUGCUGCCAGAAAAUUACAAACAUUACACACUGGGGCUAAUGAAAGGGUUCAUUACACACGAACCCUUUACCCGACUGAAGUCAAACGCAGCAUUAAAAUGAGAACAAAAUCAUAGAAAACGCGCGAUUGUCCGCCGUCUUAGGAAUUCCAGGAGAAACAUGACGAUACAAGCGGCGAACCGAUGGACGACCUCUUUCUUGUCGUGUUGUCGGCCUCCGACAGACCUCGAGUAAAGCUUGACCACCACAACUAUGAGAACUGUUUGGUUCCACCGCUGGUUUCAAGACGACCACGUCAACCUUCACCAUUCACUACACAACCAACUGAUCACGUUGGGAAUUUUCCACAAUAAAUGAAUGAACGAACAAAUGAAGGUCCUUUUGUUUUCUGUCUUGUCGUG
Scophthalmus maximus (turbot) is the source of this 2453-nucleotide messenger RNA. Its product is annotated as rab9 effector protein with kelch motifs. The record is from RefSeq and is a predicted model, not a curated record. NCBI's taxonomy places the organism in Eukaryota, Metazoa, Chordata, Actinopteri, Pleuronectiformes, Scophthalmidae. Gene Ontology annotation, molecular function: protein binding. Bases 238 to 1764 code for a protein of 508 amino acids. The transcript has 19 exons.